Messenger RNA from Contarinia nasturtii (swede midge), 1109 nucleotides. RefSeq names its product parkin coregulated gene protein homolog. Gene Ontology annotation, molecular function: Hsp90 protein binding; Hsp70 protein binding. The record is from RefSeq and is a predicted model, not a curated record. The coding region runs from base 86 to 841 and encodes 251 amino acids. The transcript is spliced from 4 exons. NCBI's taxonomy places the organism in Eukaryota, Metazoa, Arthropoda, Insecta, Diptera, Cecidomyiidae.
AUUUAUUUGUUUUGAUAGAACGAUCCAAGUGGAAUAGUAUUCGGAAUAGUGUGAGAAAAGUGUGUGCAACGUGAGAUUGAACAAAAUGUCUACAAAAGGUGGAUGUAGCGUGGAUCAGGCGAAAAAGCAGUCAUUAAAAACACAGGAACUGCUGAAAAACCAAUCACCACGUCUUGUGCCACCAUUUUCAAUUCAAAGCCUUCAGAAAAACACGAAAGUGAUGCCAUACAGUGUAUUUAAUCGAAACCGUAAACUGACGAAAAAACCACGACGCACAUCAUUUCGUAUGCAUUAUGAACGCGGUGACUUGCCAUUGAGAUUGGAAUAUUUCAGCGGCGGUGCAAGAAUAUUAUGGACAAUGGAUUUGAAUAAAUUGAAUUAUCAUCUUUAUUUGCCAUUAUUUUUUGAUGGUCUAUCGGAGUCAGAACAUCCCUAUAAAACAUAUGCACAGCAAGGUGUUCGUGACCUAAUUAAUUUCGGUCGUGAUAAAAUAUAUAAUUGUAUACCGCAAUUGAUUGUACCAAUUAAACGCGCUCUAAAUACAAACAAUAAAGAAGUCAUGUGUGUAACACUGAAAAUUAUCCAACAAAUGGUAAUGGCAUCUGAUCUCGUGGGACCCGGUCUUGUACCAUUUUAUCGACAAUUGUUGCCCAUGUUUAAUGCAUACAAAACAUUCGAAGCCACUUGCGACGACAAAGUCGAUUAUUCGCAGAAAAAAAGCUGUAAUUUGAGUGUACUUGUGGAAGAAACAUUGCAGGUGCUAGAACGGCAUGGCGGUGAAGAUGCAUUUAUCAACAUAAAAUAUAUGUGCCCAACUUAUGAAUCGUGUCUAUUGAACUAAGGAUCAAAGCGGAUUCAAUUCGAGACCAUUUGAAUUAUUUGAAUAAUUUAUUUAGUUCUAUUCUCAUAUUGUAUUUUUCCCAUUUAUAUGUAGAAUUAUAUUAAUGCGUUUUAAGGAUGGUUCACAGUCAAUGGUUCCAAACAACAUACACGUGAAACUGUAUGGCCAAUCAAACAUUCAGCAAUUAUAAAUCGCCCAUUUAAAAUGGGAUAAGUAUAUCAACAAACAGGACAAGUGAAACUAUAGAUUUAAAUUUUACCAUUUUAUU